CGUUGGAGUCAAAUUUCUCCCGGGUAGUAGUGAUUUUAUGCGACAAGCGGCACAUAUUCGUGUCACAAACAAUCAGCUUUACGAGGAUGUUCCGGGCCAAUGGAUUCCUGCACAAUGUGGACCUCUUGAUCGGCGUCUGGGAACGUUGUCAAAAACUGGUCUGUGCAAGACUUGUGAAUGUAAUUUAAAUGAUUGUUCUGGUCAUUUUGGCUAUAUCGAUCUCGAGUUUCCAGUUUUCCAUGUAGGAUUUUUCAAGCUAACUAUUCAAGUACUACAUCCACAUUUGGAUUAUUUACGUCGGAAGGAUCUUCAUAAAACUAUAAUUGCUUGCUGCAAAAAGAAAACCUUAUGCCCGACUUGUGGUCAUCGCAAUGGCAUGGUAAAGAAGGCUGUGGGUGCUCUGCUAAAAAUCGUCUAUGCCAGCAGUAUCAGUGAAGAUGCGACACGAUAUUAUUCAACUGCUCUGAAUGCGAACUCCGAACUCGCAUCUGCUUUGCUGAAAUCCAAAUUUUUCCUUUUAAAUCCUCUUCGUGUUCAGAAAUUAUUCAACAGUGUUUCACAAGAUGAUAUCCCAAUUUUAAUGGUGCGAUCUGGUGAACUCAAACACCCAAACGAUCUGCUCUUGACUCGUAUCCCAGUCCCACCAGUAUGCCUACGUCCUUCCGUUAUUUCAGAAACAAAGGCUGGAACAACUGAAGAUGACAUUACUAUAAAGCUAUCCGAAAUCAUCCUGAUUAACGAAGUGUUACAAAAGCAUAAGAAGGAGGGAGCUUCAGUGAAAAAUGUGGUAGAAACUUGGGAUCAUCUUCAGAUACAAGUUGCAUUGUAUUUCAAUAGUGAGCUAUCUGGGUUGCCUCCAGAGUUGCAACCUACAAAGCCUAUUCGAAGUUUCACUCAAAGGCUGAAAGGCAAACAAGGUCGAUUUCGUGGAAACUUGUCUGGAAAACGAGUGGAUUUUUCUGGGAGAACGGUAAUUUCACCUGAUCCAAAUCUGCGAAUUGAUGAGGUUGGAGUGCCAAUCGAUAUUGCUAUCAACUUGACAUUUCCUGAGAUGGUCAAUGACCACAACAUUGAUCGCUUGCAGAAACUUAUAAUGGCCGGUUCCAAUUCUCAUCCUGGUGCCAAUUACGUAGUGGAUCGAGUCAAUGGAAAUAGACGCUCGCUCAAAUACGCCAACCUGGAAAUGUGUGUGAGAAAAUUGAAGCGUGGCGACGUAGUUGAGCGACAUCUGGAUGAUGGUGAUAUUGUAUUGUUUAACCGACAACCAUCACUUCAUAAAGUGUCAAUAAUGAGUCAUCGUGCUAAGAUCAUGCCUGGAAAGACGUUUAGGCUUAACGAGUGUGUAUGCACACCAUACAAUGCGGAUUUCGAUGGGGACGAGAUGAAUCUGCAUGUGCCACAGACUUAUGAAGCAAGAGCCGAAGCAAGUAUUCUCAUGGGGGUGAAAAGCAAUUUGAUCACUCCAAGGUCUGGUGAACCUCUGAUUGCCGCUAUUCAGGAUUUUAUCACUGGUGCAUACUUGUUGACACACAAGGAUACUUUUCUAACUAUUAGUGAGGUCUCUCGACUAGCAGCAUCCGUUAUCGACUGCUGUGCCGUGAAUCAGACGCCUAACCGAGAAUUCUGUUCCAAGGUGACUUGCUCCAUCCCUCUUUUGACUGCUUGUUAUCUCAUCUUUUUUAAGGAUUCUUUUGUUAUUUUCCGAAAUGGGCACCUUAUCUCUGGUGUACUGGACAAGUCAUUAUUGGGUUCUGGUUCGAAGACUAAUAUCUUCCAUAUUUUGCUCCGGGAUUUCGGUGAAAAUGCUGCUGUGGAUGCAAUGUGGAGGCUUGCGCGAGUAUCAACGGUGUUUCUUUCAAAUCGUGGAUUCUCUAUUGGAAUCGGCGACGUGCAACCCAGUGAUCGAUUGCUCAAAGAGAAGCUGGAUCUUUUGAAGGAAGGAUAUAAGAAUUGCCAUGAAUAUAUUAACCAGCUGAAAUCUGGUCAACUCAAGGCUCAACCUGGUUGCACCGACGAGGAAACACUCGAAGCGUUGAUUCUGCGCGAGUUAUCCUCUAUUCGAGAUAGAGCCGGUAAAACUUGCGUGCGAAAUUUGUCGAGUUCCGUUCAUGUGUGUGAGGAAUGUUACCUCCUCUUUUUCCGACAUAAUGCCGCGUUGACUAUGGCCGUUUGUGGAUCAAAAGGAUCGUUUAUUAAUAUUUCGCAAAUGGUCGCAUGCGUUGGUCAACAAGCUAUUUCCGGUCAUCGUCCUCCGGAUGGAUUUGAUAAACGCUCCCUUCCUCACUUUGAGAAAAUGCAAAAAACACCUGAAGCGAAAGGAUUUGUGGAGAACAGCUUCUAUUCUGGUCUAACACCGACUGAGUUCUUCUUCCACAGCAUGGGUGGUCGCGAAGGACUAGUUGAUACCGCUGUGAAAACUGCAGAAACCGGUUACAUGCAGCGUCGUUUGGUGAAAUGUCUGGAGGAUCUUUGUGCAAGUUACGACGGCACUGUGCGAUCUUCUAGUGGAGAGAUUAUCCAAUUUGUUUUUGGCGAUGAUGGGCUAGAUCCAGCGUUAAUGGAGGCAAAGAAUGGCUCAGUAAUAGACUUUGCACAUCAGUUGGAGCAUAUUCGCAAUAUUCUUUCUUUUAAUUUUAAUGGUGGAGAAGAAUUGGACGAAUCUGACAUGGAGGUGUGGUUUCAGUUGCUAGAUAAGGAAUCUUUGUCAAAAGCAAUUAUCGAUAAUGAAAUUGGUACCUCUCAUCCGUUGUUCCGCUCUCAGCUGGAGACUUUUGUCAAGAAUGUUAUCAGCAAAACUUCAGCAACUUACAAGAUUCCACGUUUUUGCAAGAGCCAUCCUAAUGGGAUUCCUCCUAAUCGAAAAGGUUUAUGUGCGCAAUGUCUUAGUCAGCAGAAGUAUCGAAGCUCACAAGUACAAUCGUUCUGUGUUUCACAUUCACAGUUUGUGACAUUUCUUGAAACCUGCUGCAACAAGAUAAAAAAGGCCGUCGUUGAUCCUGGAACAGCAGUGGGGGCCGUAGCAGCGACUAGCAUCGGUGAACCAUCCACCCAAAUGACGUUGAAGACAUUCCAUUUCGCUGGUGUUGCUUCCAUGAAUAUUACGCAGGGAGUUCCACGUAUUAAGGAAAUAAUUAAUGCUGUUCAGUCUAUCUCAACACCAAUUAUUACGGCGAAAUUGACGGACGGGCAUAGUGAGAAGCUAGCUCGCCAGGUGAAAGCACGCAUAGAUGUAACACUGCUAGGUGAGAUAUGUGAAUACAUUGAGGAGAUCAUUUUGCCCGAUGAUGUUUUUUUGCUUUUGAAAUUGAGCACAAGACGAAUUAGGCUUCUUCACUUGGAGGUUACCAUGUCCUCUAUUGUGCAAAGUAUUCUUUCGAUGAAACAUUAUACUACUUUCAAGCCAUCGCAGAUUACAACAGUCGGUAAGUCAAUGAUGGUGAUACGUCCACCGGCUGGUUCGAAAUUCAGUAAAUCCGUCACACUACAAAUUAUGAAACAGGCUCUGCAAAAGGUAGUUGUUAAAGAUUGCAGAAAAUCCAACCUAGGUCUGCCCAAUGUCAAACGCUGCGUGAUUAAUGCUGACGAGAAGAGUGGAGAUGAAUUCAGUAUUGUUGUUGAAGGCAGUGAUUUUCGUGGUGUACUAUCUCAGCCAGGCAUUGACGGUCGUUUUACAAAUUUCAAUAAUGCCAUCGUUGUAUCACAGGUUCUUGGUAUUGAAGCUGCUAGAUCGUCCAUUAUCAAUGAAAUCAUAGCCACUAUGGAGGCUCAUGGUAUCAUGCUUGACAGAAGGCAUGUUAUGUUGUUAGCUGACGUCAUGACAUAUCGGGGCGAAGUGCUAGGAAUUACACGCAAUGGUUUAGUAAAGAUGAAGGAGUCCGUCUUACUUCUGGCUUCGUUCGAAAAAACUAUGGAUCAUCUUUUUGAGGCCGCAUUUUAUUCUCAAACAGAUCCAGUAUAUGGUGUUUCUGAGAGUAUCAUUCUCGGCACCCCGUUGUCGAUUGGGACUGGUCUGUUCAAACUACACCAAAAACUAGCACGGCCUGUUGAUCUCCCUCUAAGGGCGCCAAUUUUUAUGAAAGAAAAAUUUGGCUUGGAAGUAUAG
Angiostrongylus costaricensis is the source of this 4102-nucleotide messenger RNA. Lineage: Eukaryota; Metazoa; Nematoda; Chromadorea; Rhabditida; Metastrongylidae. The record is from the annotation of a GenBank genome assembly.